AUGUUAGCGCAACCCACAAGACGUCAGCAUAUUGUACCACAACACUACUCGACCAUCCCGUCACCUCCUUCCUCACAACACCUUGCCUACCAGCAACUACCCCAACAGCGCUUCGCCACACAGCAACAGUUGUUUGACCAAAAGCUGCUCAACGACUACCUUGAGUCUCAGCAGCAGUCUUACAACACCCCUGUCAACGCGCCCAACUCUUUUAUGACGAGCGCAUACACCGACUUUGCAAGCCCGGCGAUUCGCGUCCAGCGGUCGACACCUACACCGCAGUCUCUAUCAAACAACUACCAGUCAUCCAUGCUCUCGAACGGCUGGAACACAUAUGGUAAUGUACAGAGCCAGUCACUGCAGACACCUGUACAGAACCAGAACCAAGGCCACCAGCGCGCAUCGUCCUCCUCAUCAGUAGGAUCCAGCGCUUCGCAGUACCAGACAGCAUCUGCUACCAGCUACCAGUCUUUCUCGAACCAUCUGCCUACUCCUUCGCACACACCUACUCAGGAAUCGUUCAUGAGCCAGGCCACCUACAACGACUACACACAGCAAGCCAGCAUGGACCAAACUAUGGCUGCCCAUAUGUCGAUGAAGCAAGCAUUGAUGGAUCAGGGUGACGAUGUGCCGGACUUCGCGCAUUCAGCGAGACAAUCAGUGUCCAGCUACGACUCACCUGCUACGCCGCACACGAACUUGGAUGAGGAGGCUAAGCCCGCAAAUGGUAAGCCUCUCUGCGAGGUCGACUCGUGGCUUUUCAACCAGUUCUGUUCUUACCAUAUACCAGACACAAGACAGCAGCCGAUCGUACCCAAGUUCGAGAGGACCUACACAGAUAUUGCUGCCGACAACUUCUACGACCCCAACGCUAUCUCUGCUCCCGCAGUGCAGCCCACAAAGCCGGCACAGCCAUCAUUGUUGUCGCCUUACCGCUCCAACGCUACAGAGAAUGUUCAGCGUGCGCUGCAGGCAGCGCAGUUGGCGCGAUCGCACUCGCCGAGCAGCACAGCAUCUCGCGGUGACUCUCCAUUUCGCAAGGGGUCGCCCUACCGCCAACCCAGCCAUACCUUCAACUCACCAAUGCUCGGCAAUGCUGCUGCGACACGUGAGCAGAACCGCCAGGCAGAUGCGGCAUACGCAAUGAAGCCACAGAUGCGGGCCGAGGAGUCCAUGGUAAAGACUAUUUCGCCGAAGGAUGCCCUUUUGGAUUAUCGAGAGGACGAAGACUCGAAGGUGCCAUUGUUCCCGGACAGUGGCGCAAACGAGUACGACAACCAAUACAACACUGGUGACCAAUACACAAGCGCCACCCAAUCCAGCUUCGAUACAGCAUCAGCACAAUCCUACCGACGUGACAGCUGGGCGGCACCACAGUUCACACCCAACUUCUCGACAUCAACUGCACCUUCGCUGCCAACGACAUCGAGUUUCAACUUCGUCACUCCUGCUAUACAGACCAGCAUGCCCAGCAUACCCAACAUGCCUAUGGGUGCUACAUCACAGUACCGCUCUACUCCAAUGACUUCUGCUGUGGAGCAGACACCCGAGUUCCCAGCUCAUCCUCACCUGACUUCUAUGGAGUCUAGUGCCAGUGAGGCAGAGCCUCCGAAUGGCAGCCAAUCGAGCGUCGAGCAGUUCUUACGCAAGCCCGCAAGCUCCGCCGCGGACUCCGGGACUUACUCUUGCACAUAUCACGGAUGCACACAGCGAUUCGAGACACCACAGAAGCUCCAGAAGCAUAAGCGUGAGGGUCAUCGGAAUGCAAAUCUCGGCCCCAGUAUGACAUCAGCGGCUAUCUUGGAUCGCAAUACCCAAGCGGGGCCGCACAAGUGUGAGCGCAUCAACCCCACAACGGGCAAGCCCUGCAACACAAUCUUCUCUCGACCAUACGAUCUCACUCGUCACGAGGACACUAUUCACAACGCUCGUAAGCAGAAGGUGCGCUGUGCACUUUGCGUCGAGGAGAAGACCUUCUCGCGUAACGAUGCACUAACAAGGCAUAUGCGCGUCGUGCAUCCUGAGGUGGAUUUCCCUGGAAAGCACAGGUCUCGCCGCGGUGGUGAUUGA
Messenger RNA from Didymella exigua CBS 183.55, 2070 nucleotides. RefSeq lists its product as uncharacterized. NCBI's taxonomy places the organism in Eukaryota, Fungi, Ascomycota, Dothideomycetes, Pleosporales, Didymellaceae. Gene Ontology annotation, biological process: regulation of transcription by RNA polymerase II. Gene Ontology annotation, cellular component: nucleus. The record is from RefSeq and is a predicted model, not a curated record. The coding region runs from base 1 to 2070 and encodes 689 amino acids. The transcript is spliced from 2 exons.